Molecule: messenger RNA, 572 nt
Organism: Myxocyprinus asiaticus (Chinese sucker)
Lineage: Eukaryota; Metazoa; Chordata; Actinopteri; Cypriniformes; Catostomidae
Gene: afp4
Product: antifreeze protein type IV
Exons: 4
Coding region: 81-473 (130 amino acids)
Biological process (GO): lipoprotein metabolic process; lipid transport
Cellular component (GO): extracellular region
Molecular function (GO): lipid binding
Source: RefSeq, a predicted model, not a curated record
ACCCAUUGUUCCUUGGAGAACACACCAUCAGGUCUAAGAACCAGAAGACUAAAGAGGAAAGUCUCACCCAAUCUGCAACCAUGAAAUUCUCCCUCAUUGCCAUCCUUGUUGUUGCCCUGGCCAUUGGCUCUGAGUCAGUGUCUCUGGUUAAGAGAGAGACUCCUGCUGAGCUUGACAAGAUCGCAAAAUACUUCCAGGACCUCGUGGACACUCUUAAAAACGUUGAGGCCCCUGAGAUGGCCAACAAGGCCAAGGCUUACUUUGAGGAGAGCAAAGCCCAGUUCCAGCCCAUGGUUGAGAAGCUCCAGGAGCAGCUGAAGCCCCUCUCCAGCAACAUUGAAGAACAAAUCAAGCCUCUGGCUGCCUCUGUCCAGGCUCAGGUCGCCCCCCUGACUGACAUGGUUCAGACCCAUGUUGAAGACAUGCUCAAGUUUUUGGCUGAGAAGACCAAAGCCAUCCUGCCCCCUCAGUAAACCCUGUUCUUUAGUUCCCUUCCCCUUUUGACAAAAUCUCUCUAUAUGUAUGUUUCAAAUAAUAAAAGCCAUUGAAAGGUCACUGCUAUGUGCUGGAUG